Pipistrellus nathusii (Nathusius's pipistrelle) is the source of this 1980-nucleotide messenger RNA. NCBI's taxonomy places the organism in Eukaryota, Metazoa, Chordata, Mammalia, Chiroptera, Vespertilionidae. The record is from the annotation of a GenBank genome assembly.
AUGCUCCCGGAGGCGGAGGCGGGCUCGCCCUGGCUGCUGCGGCUGCUGCGGGGCCUGCAGCUGGCCCAGUUCCACAGGCCCAUCCUGGAGGAGCUGAACGUCACGCGGCCCGAGCACUUCGACUUCGUGAGGCCUCAGGACCUGGACGCCAUUGGCAUGGGCCGGCCCGCCCAGCGCAGACUGGCUGAAGCUUUGAAGAGGCACCGUGUGGGGCACAAGCCUAAGAACUGGGUCUACAAGAUCCUUGGGGGGCUUGCCCCUGAGCAGAAGGAGACGACCCCCCCACCUUCAGACAGCCCCCCGUCCCUCCCGGAGCCGGAGGGGGGCCUCAAGUGUCUGAUCCCCGACGGCGCUGUGUGCAGAGGGGAGCUGCUGGGCUCCGGCUGCUUCGGGGUGGUGCACCGCGGGCUGUGGACGCUGCCCAACGGUCAGAGCGUCCCGGUGGCGGUCAAGUCCCUCCGGGUGGCGGCCGAGGGCUCUGCGGGCUCGGGGCUGAGGGACUUCCUCCGGGAGGUGUCGGUCAUGAUGAGCCUGGAGCACCCGCAUUUGCUGCGGCUGCACGGGCUCGUGCUGGGCCAGCCCCUGCAGAUGGUGAUGGAGCUGGCGCCGCUGGGCUCCCUGCACGCCCGCCUCACGGCGCCGGCGCCCGCGGCCCCGCUGCCCGUGGCGCUGCUCUGCCUGUUCCUGCGGCAGCUGGCGGCGGCCAUGGCGUACCUGGGCGCCCGCGGGCUGGUGCACCGCGACCUCGCCACGCGCAACCUGCUGCUGACCGCCCCGCGCACCAUCAAGGUGGCCGACUUUGGGCUGGUGCGGCCGCUGGGCGGCGCCCGGGGCCGCUACGUGAUGGGCGGGCCGCGCCCCAUCCCCUACGCCUGGUGCGCCCCGGAGAGCCUGCGCCAGGGGGCCUUCUCUCCCGCCUCGGACGUGUGGAUGUUCGGGGUGACGCUGUGGGAGAUGUUCUCCGGGGGCAAGGAGCCCUGGGCCUGGGUCCCGCCCUACCUCAUCCUGCAGCGGCUGGAGAAGGAGCAAGCGCGGCUGCCCAGGCCUCCUCUCUGCUCCCGGGCCCUCUACACCCUCGCUCUGCGCUGCUGGGCCCUCCACCCUGCUGACCGGCCCAGCUUCUCCGCCCUGGAGGGGCUGAUCCAAGAGGCCUGGCCCCCCGAGGGGCGGUGUGUGAGGGAGGUCACAGAGCCGGGCGCCCUGAGGAUGGAGUCUGGAGAUCUCAUCACUAUCAUCGAGGGCAGCCCCGGCUCCGCCACCUGGAAGGGCCAGAAUGGCCGCACGUUGAAAGUGGGCACGUUCCCAGCCUCGGCCGUGACGCUGACAGACCCGAAGGGCUCGCCGGCCCCCUGCCCAGCCCACCGGGGCUCGCCUGCGUGGGGAGAGCAGAGACGGGGAAGCGCAGAAGGGGCCAGAGCCAAGGCGAAGCCUCGGGAGCCGCCUCCAGCUCAGGGGCCGAGAAGGAACAUGGCCCUGCAGAGGAUGAAGGGCAUUUCCAAGAGUCUGGAAUCUGUUCUGUCUCUGGGCCCCUGCCCCAGAGGGGGUGGUUUCAGCCCCCCUGAACUUCGAAAAGCCAGAGAUGUCCCCCAGGGGCCCCCCGGCCUGCCACCCCGCCCUCCCAGCCAGCCCCCCCAGGAGCGGCCUUCCUGGCCCAAAAGAGAAAGAGAACCCCUGCACAGUCACCCCCUGGGGACCCCUGGAGACAGCAGAGCCGCUGUGCUCCCCGGAGGCCUCUUGCCCGACCCCGAUUUGCAGAAGAGGGCGAUGGAGGUGCAGCUGAGCGUCCACGGAGUCACCCACCAGGAGUGCCAGGCGGCCCUGAGGGCCACGGGAGGAGAUGUGGUCUCUGCCAUCCAGAACCUUAAGGUAGACCAGCUCUUCCACCUGAGCAGCCGGUCCAGAGCCGACUGCCGGCACAUCCUGGAGCACUACCAGUGGGACCUCUCGGCGGCCAGUCGCUACGUCCUGGCUCGGCCCUGA